This is a messenger RNA of Cebus imitator (Panamanian white-faced capuchin), 1530 nucleotides long. RefSeq names its product immediate early response 3 interacting protein 1 (gene IER3IP1). The transcript has 3 exons. The coding region runs from base 118 to 366 and encodes 82 amino acids. The record is from RefSeq and is a predicted model, not a curated record. Gene Ontology annotation, biological process: endoplasmic reticulum to Golgi vesicle-mediated transport. Lineage: Eukaryota; Metazoa; Chordata; Mammalia; Primates; Cebidae. Gene Ontology annotation, cellular component: endoplasmic reticulum membrane; Golgi membrane; COPII-coated ER to Golgi transport vesicle.
GGAGAGUUCGUCUGGGCUCCAUCGGCUUCCGUAGGAAGGCGCCAGCCGCGGAGGCGCCACGUCCCUUGCGGCAGCUGGAGAGAAAUCACUCGGACUUCCGGGCGGCUCCGGACCGCCAUGGCCUUUACCUUGUAUUCACUGCUGCAGGCAGCCCUGCUGUGCGUUAACGCCAUCGCUGUGCUGCACGAAGAGCGAUUCCUCAAGAACAUUGGCUGGGGAACAGACCAGGGAAUUGGUGGAUUCGGAGAGGAGCCGGGAAUUAAAUCACAGCUAAUGAACCUUAUUCGAUCUGUAAGAACCGUGAUGAGAGUGCCAUUGAUAAUAGUAAACUCAAUUGCAAUUGUGUUACUUUUAUUAUUUGGUUGAAUGUCAGAGGAAGAAAUGGAGACUCAGAAGAAGACAUGCCAGUAGAAGUUAUUACUUCGGUCAUUAUUGGAAUAUUUAUAUCACUGGCUCACCUUGCACUUGUCAAAAAUGUAAAGCUGAAAAUAAAACCAGAGUUUCUAUUUAUCUGGUUUUUUUUUUUUUUUUCAACGUUGCAGUUAUGGUUUCAUUACCAAAAGAUCAGCUCAUGAGAGGCAGUAACUCUCCAGGACUGGAAUAUCUGAUUGCUCACUGUUAAUAGUAGUUCAUGCUGUGGUGAGAUUGUUAAAAGAGUGCAAGACCAUUGCUUCUUUUUUUUUUUUUUUAAGAUAUUUUUCUAUCUCUCACUUCUCAGGGAUGAAUUUUGUUUUCAAAGUUUUGAAGUUCCUUGCAACUUAGCUAGGAUGUGAGUGGUUAUUCCAAGAUAAAAUUUAAAAUAUUUUUUAAAAGUAAUUACUGCACAUAAAAUGAAAAAUAGGUAAUUUGAAUAAUUUUAUUUUAAACUCCUUGGUUAUUUUGUCUAUAUGUUGUCUCACCUAUAAAUUCAAAUUUAUAGAUACUAUUGAGUAUUAAUACUCUCUGAUUUCAGGGAGAAUUCUGUUAGUCACAUGAUGAUUAUGUUUUUGUUUAACAUUCUUUCCAUGCAUUUGUUAUUUUAUUAAUUGGCCUGAAUGAUGAGACCAGACCACUAUCUACAGAUUUUCAUUGUCAGAAAAAUCUAUAAGUCUGCCCUUUUUACAGUGCUUUUUUAUUUAUGCUUUAAAAAAAAAAAAAAAGCAUAAAUAUUAGUCUGCAAGAGCAGUCCUAAGCAAUCACAAUUAAACUACUACAUAAGAAGACUGUUUAUCGUGCAGCAUUUACCUCUCAAAAAAUCAUUACGUUUCUAUUUCUUGGUGGAGUAGCACAUUGUGGGGUGUGAUUCUUAAUUCCUCAUUAAGUUUGACAAUAGGACGUUCAUGCUGGAUACGUUGUCUUUUAUUUUGUUUUAUUUUGAUGUCUCAGACCAUCAUGUGAGGUUGCUCAUCUCAUAAUACAGUUUUAUGCAGAAAGGUUGAAACUGUGUAAAUGGUUUUUGUCGAAAUUAUCAGUUACAAUAUUUUAAAGGGGUACAAUGGUGUCUUUGUUUAUAGGAGAACAUUUGUAAAUAAAGUUGAAUUUCUAAGUCAA